Molecule: messenger RNA, 9180 nt
Organism: Lethenteron reissneri (Far Eastern brook lamprey)
Lineage: Eukaryota; Metazoa; Chordata; Hyperoartia; Petromyzontiformes; Petromyzontidae
Gene: FAM91A1
Product: family with sequence similarity 91 member A1
Biological process (GO): intracellular protein transport
Cellular component (GO): trans-Golgi network; cytoplasmic vesicle
Source: RefSeq, a predicted model, not a curated record
AUGAGGCCUGUAGCAGCAGUGGCCGCCACCUCUGGUGCUGGUUCCGUGUUGUUGUUGUUGUUUUUAUUAAUUUCAGAUCCAGCUUCCUCGUCGAUAUUGUUGUAGGCGGAGGGAAGUGGGAGUGGGUGGGGUUGUUUUUUUUUCCUUCUUUUUAAUAAAACCGAAUAACUUUCUCGCCGCGUCAGUCAGAAGCCGACAUGAAUAUCGACGCCGAGUUUCACAUCCGACAGAAUUACGCGUGGGCGAAGCUGCCCGUGAACGUGAGACAGAGCCUGGGAAACUCUCAGCGCGAGUACGAGCGACUGGUUGUUAAUUACAGCGUCAGAAACCAACUUCGGUACCGAAGCAGUCUGGUGAGGCACAUAAAGAAAGAUGAGCGACGCUACUAUGAGGACCUCCUGCGCUACAGCCGGGAGCACCUCAUGCUCUAUCCCUACCACCUGUCAGACAUUAUGGUCAAGGGACUCCGCAUCACCCCUUUCGCCUACUACUGCAGCAUGAUGGAGGACAUCAUGUCAAAUGAGAGAAGUUAUGACUCCUUGCCCAACUUUACUGCAGCUGACUGUUUGCGACUGCUCGGCAUUGGGAGGAAUCAGUACAUCGACCUCAUGAACCAGUGCCGCUCCUCGAAGAAAUUCUUCCGGAGGCGGCCUGUGCGGGAAUUGUUGCCAAUCAAGCCCGUGGAGAUCACCGUGGAGCCAUGGUGGGUCAUCCAGGCCGGGUUCAUCACUGAGGAUGACAUCAAGGUCUGCAGCAUCGUGGAGAAGAACACCAUCGACAAAAUCAUCGACACGGGGCCACAGCUGGCGGGCUCGCUCGAACACGCCGUGGUCCACCGGCUCUACAAUAAAGGCUUCAUAUACUUGGAUGUACCCAUUUCAGAUGACGACUGCAUUGUGGUUCCACCCCUCGAAGGCUUCGUCAUGAACCGGCUGCAGGGAGACUACUUUGAGACGCUGCUCUACAAGAUCUUCGUUUCGAUCGACGAGCACACCAACGUGGCUGAGCUGGCGAGCGUGCUGGAGAUCGAUCUGUCUCUGGUGAAGAACGCAGUGUCGCUCUACAACCGCCUGGGCUUCGCCCGCAAGAAGGUCCAGGUGCUGACUCAGGAGGCCCUGCACCUGAGCUGGAGGGAGGUGGCACAAGUCAACAGGCUCAGGGCCACGAUGGACCCACAGAAGAUGCUGCUGAGCUUCGAGGGAGUGGACGGAGGCCGCCCGAUGGGACUUGGAGCCUUGCAGGACGCCAACGACACCGACACUGCCAGCCAGGACGAUCCGGGUGAAUAUCCACGGUUGUGCACAGCGAGCGUGAGCAGCCUGACUCUGAGCUGCGCACCGACUCCGGGGACGCACAGCAAGCGCAUCGCCUUCCUCUUCGACUCCACACUCACCGCCUUCCUCAUGAUGGGGAACCUCUCGCCCAAUCUCAAGAGCCACGCGGUGACGAUGUUUGAGGUGGGGAAGCUAUCGGACGAGAGCCUGGACAGUUUCCUUCAGGAGCUUGACAAGGUGCAGAUGGCGGGUGAGGGGGAGGCCCAGAGGUACUUCGACCACGCGCUCACACUGCGCAACACCAUCCUCUUCCUGAGGCACAACCGGGAGCUCACGCCGGACCCCGAGAUGCAUCCCAACGGCCUGCCGCUGGACCUGCUACGCUGCGAAAGCCUCUUGGGCCUGGACCCGGCCACGUGCAGCCGCGUCCUGAACAAGAACUACGCGCUGCUCGUCUCCAUGGCGCCGCUCAGCAACGAGAUCCGCCCCAUCAGCAGCUGCACCCCACAGCACAUGGGUCCGGCGAUCCCAGAGGUGAGCUCCAUCUGGUUCAAGCUGUACGUGUACCACCUCACCGGCUGGGGCCCGCCCUCCCUACUCCUCUCCAAAGGCACACGGCUGCGGCGCCUGCCCUCUAUAUUCCAGGGCUACGAGCGGUUACUCAUUACAUCCUGGGGUCAUGACCCCGGGGUGGUGGCCACGUCCAACGUCCUCAUGACGCUGAACGACGCGCUCACCCACUCUGCCGUCCUCGUUCAGGGACAUGGGGCACAGGCGGACGGCGAAGUCGUUUACGUUCCAUUCCCGAUUGAUGAGCCCAUCAUCAAGGGAGACUUCAGCCUGGAGCACGUGUGCCGGCACCCGGCUGUGCAGGCACUGCGGGAGAAGCUCGACCUCGAGCACUCGUGCGGCUUCAUCGCCAUGGUCACACCGAGGAGUCGAGAGGUCACAGAGGGGCCCCCUGCUGGCACCGCGGAGGAUUCGCCGGCCGACUCGGACACGCAGGGCAGCGCCGACUCGUUUGAGAUUGUGGGCGGCGACGCCGAGGGGGCGGUCGAGAAGACGGCGCCGAGGAGAGCCCCUCCGAGCGCUCCCACAGCCCAGGCGGAUCAUUGGGUUCCGCUGGAACUCUGCUUCGGGAUUCCUCUCUUCAACUCCGAGUUGAACAAGAGCGUGUGCGAGAGGGUGGCCUCCCACUCGCUGUUCCGCAAGGAGAGUUUGGAAGAGCUGCUGCAUUUCAGCCGAAAGCUUUCGCUGCAGCUGCUGGACUUCAUCAGUCACUACCAGGACGGUGGCUCCACGGAGAGCUCCACACCGCUCGCUCCCCAUCCGCCUCCCACAGUCCCCAGCACGGAGCAGGGAGUUUCCAUGCCGGCUGUGAACUUGAUGUUCUCAGCCGGAAAGCUCUCUCACUGGAGGAGCAAACCACCGACGUCUAUCCUCCUCCAUCAGGCCGACAUCACCCGAAAGAACGCCGCAUCGCCGGCAGAUUAACACCGGUCGGGCAUUGGGGUUCGGGGGUCCGGAUUUGUGAGCCUUAGCAGAGUAGUAGGGGGCCCUCCGCGUGUGAACGGGUGAGAGGGCAAGUGCGGGAACAUGUGUAGGGUGAUGGUGUGAGUAACUUGAGUUAAUGAGUGGUUCAGGUCGGUGGGUGGGUGCCUGCAUGGGUGAAGAGCCAGCAAGUUCUGUCGAUAGAUGAGUUGAACACGUGAGUGAGCGAGCGAGCCAGAGAGUGGGUGAGUGUGAGACUGCGUACAUCGUGGAUAGCGCGAGUGAGCGUGCAAGUGUGUGUAUGCGUGAGCGAGUACGCGAGUUUAUGCAUGACUGAGCAAGCUAAAGAGUGAGCCAAUAAUUUAGUAAGUCGCUUAUCUUCAUCAUCGCAAUCUCUCCUAUCCUCUCCUCACCAACCAAGCAUCGACAUCCAGCCGAAAAAAGAACCCUGGUAUAUUUGAGGUGUAGUCUCUGGUUGGGGUAUCCUAUGCUGCUGUUAACAGGUGUAUCUCUUGUUUGGUGGUUGUUACGGUUAUGUAGUUUGUAUUUAUAUACCUGGCUCGGCGAUUUAAAUAAUCGGGAGCCGUGUUGCAUUCCUUUUACGGGAACACCUGUUAGGUUUGGAAGUGAAGUUUUAACUGUGGAGAGGACCCUUAUGUGUUGUAGGUAUUUUUUUUAAAUAGAUUUCUAAGUGGUAAUUGUCUUCUUCAUUACGAUUGCAGUUGCUAGAUCAUGUGGUCGGUCCAUUCACAUCUGUGGCCAUGGUCCAAUUCACACCUCGUAAUGUUUCAAUGUCUUCCUUAUCGUCCUCGUCAUCAUCAUCAUCAUUGUAGCCGCUGGUAUCUGGUGGUUGUAGGAGCAGUCGUCUUAAGUUUGUAUUGUAUUGACAAACUGGACACCGUCCUUUGGAGCCAACCAAUUUCUUUUUCAUGGGGGUGUUUCUAUUCCUGAGCCCACUCUUGAACCACCCAAGAACCAGCCGCGGUAACCCCGUUGUUUUAACAACCUCCGGGCGUAGUGCGCAUUAAGGUAAAUCCACUGGCUGAGCUAAUUCACGCAAGUACUGCUCAUUAGCAUCGCAGCAAAUUAACACUGCCAGGAGGAAAUCCUCGUACGUGGUAUUUACAUGCACCCUCGCAAUCGGCAAAUUAUGAAGGAGUUGAGCCUGUGUUUAUAUCAUUUUUCAGACGGAUAAACACCUCCACGUCCAUUAGUGCAGGAUUAGCAGUCGUUGCGUAGGUGGGAAUUAAAGACAGGCUUGUGUUGUGCGCGUGCGUGUGUGUACAUAUGGGGGGGGGGGGGCAGUAAAACUCGGGGAUCCAAGUUCGAUUCCCGCUCAUGGCCAACACCAGUGACGAUUAUCUGAACCGGUUCUGGGCCUCCCCUAGUUUGACUCGGCCUCAAAUGAGUACCUGGCGUGUAGACAUUACCCCUGGGGAGACAAAGAUGGCCGGGCCUGUUGCUGGCCACCCACUCCCUCGUGUGCCGUGCCGGCCUUCAUAGGUGCUCGCUAACAGCACUUGGCCCAACAAGUCUGUUAAGGCUAUAAGGGAGGGAUCUUUGUCUUUGUACAUAGCAUUUCAUUGUUAAAUAUCCUUGCGCAGUGGCUCCACGUAAGAUGGUAAAUUCCAUAACUGAGUGCAAAGGAACUGCCAUGAAACAUCGUUGUAAUUAUCUUUACGGAGCUUUCAACAGGGUGGGGCGGCGGGGGGGAGCUUUAAGUGCAGUGUUCAUACACGAAGCUUCCUAACGUAGCCUUUGGGUGUAUCGUACUUUGCGUGUAUAUAUGGGUGACAUUUCUAUACAUGCCUACGUGAUUAGCAGCCCGACUUGCUGUACUCUAGCUGGUUACGUUUAUUCUGUCGCUGCAUUCCUGUUAUCGUGAAGCACUUUUUGAAAGGGAAGGGUCUCGUUAAACUAGAGCCAAGCAGUGGUCACACUUGGCUGAAAUAAGGGCAACGUUCUUACAGGAGUUCACGGGAGGUGGCAAAAAUUAUACUAUUUGCCCACGAUCUGUGGGAAUGCUUUUGUGGACCCCAUUGCACGUCACGAUUGCAACACAAACAACUUGGAUUGAUGCAGCCUAUAUAACCCGUGUUAGCAACUGCGUCGCAUCGCCCAUAGGGGGGACCUACCAUCGCCUGUGCAGAUCGUUGGAACAUUCACUCGGCUUUUGAAGAGCGCUCGCUACGCGUUCCGAGUUGGCCGCCGUCCUUUCACCUUGGCUCCGCCUCCCGCAAUUCCCUGUCGCUCGUCACGGUACGGUUUUGCGCCACGACCCCGGCAGGUGCUGCCGCGGUGGAGCCAUGGGUCAGCCCACUGGAUUGGUAAUCCAGAGGACGCCGGUUCGGUUACUUCCUCCGGCGCGGCAGUUAAAACCAUUGGGCAAGUUUCUAAAAUCCUAUGCCCCCGCCAGCAGCAUAAAGAGUACGUGCCAGUCGAUUGUUAGGUCGCAUGCGGUGGGGCGAAGUGUUGGUACUUCUGUCUUUUCCGAGAUGUUAACUGUGGCGAGAUGUUAACCUCCUUGCCUGGUAUACAGGUCAUGGGUUUGUGGGUUUGAUCCCGAAGCUGACGCUUGUAUAUUUGGAGUUUGCAUGUUCUCCCCCGUGGUCGCGUGGAUUUUUCUCCGGGUCCUCCGGUUUUCCACUCCGCAUUUAGAAUCGACAUGCGUUUAAUGAUUUAGCUGAUAUCAAUUUCCACUUAAUAAGCCACUUUAUUCAGCUAUCAUUUGUGAUUGCCAGGUCACGUCCGAAAAGAGCUGUACAGCUCCAUGGGCCUUACCUGGUCAAAUAAAAAUCUUUAAUUUAUGCCUGGCCAACGUGUAAGAGAAGGCCAGCAUACCUCCUAGAAGGGGGGCUGUCUCGAGCUCCCUCUAGUGGAGACCCUUCCGCCAGCAGUAAUGUGAGCAAGCAAUUGCAGGGCUGCACCUUUACCUUACUGUUCACCGUUUGUGACACUUGAAGAUUGAGGAGUUAUUCUGGCGUGGGGAGAUUCUACUGUCUGAUUUGUGUUUCCUUAUUAAGGUUAAUUGGAAUUUGAAACAAGCUUUCGGCAACUUUUACAAUUUUUUUUUUACAGUUUGUGUUUGUGGUGAUCCAGCCUGUCCAUAAAACUUCCCACCAAUGGGAGCAGUCUUGUCCAGGCGGUGCGUACUUUACCCACCCCCAGAGGGAUGAGGAGGAUGAUGAGAGACGCUUGGUCGUGCAAGAAAAUUCUGGGAACCGCCGCUCUCGGUACUGCCAUGCCACUAAUUAAGGACUGUACGACAGAAAUAAUGCGAAACGAUUGCUUUGCUUAAAGUACGAUCACAAACGUGUUACAGUCAUGGCAAAAACAAGUAAUAAUUUGAAAUGAAAUUAAAGGACGGAUCAUGCAGAUAUAGUUGUGUAUUUGCAGCCAACAUAAACAUCAAUGCCAUAGCAAGAGUUAGGGGGCUGGUGGGCCGGUUGCUGCGGACACUGCCUCUCCACGGGGGGCAGCCACCUAGACGCGCAGCAGAAUUGUUGGCAGUGAAACAAGGCAGCGGUGGUGGUGGCGGCCGCCGCUCAAGGUUUUGAUGGGGUGGUGCCGAUACCCCGAACAGUCGUCACUUGUUUGUGGAAUUGCCCAAACGUUUUGAAAAUCCUCUUGAUAGAACGACGUGUCCCAGCGGCACAAGGAAUAUUCAUGACAGUGACGGUGCGAACCCAGUUUUAGUGGCAGGCCAGACGUAGGGGGCGAUGUCUUCGUGAAAUCAAUAUUCCUUGCACGUUUUGCACCCCUGCCCACUGAGAAUUUGUAUUCGCCAAAUUUAAACUGCUCGGUUAAGGGCCUUUUUCAGCCAUGUGUGAUGGACACAGAAUAUUAUCAGGUAUGAACUACAAAUCAUGGCAUGUGAUUCGACCAGUAAUUGGGUUCAACCUAACACCUGCAGCCGCUGGUGAUGCUAUCUUCACUGAAAUGUUUAGAUUUUUUUAAUGGAAUUUGAUCAAUUCAUGACAUCGCUGGGGGUGUGAGUCGUUAAAAUGCUGAAUUGAUAACGCUAGCUGCUGCAAGUAUUACUGAACGGAGCCUUGCAACAGGAAAAUGUUUCAUGAGCUCCAGUAUUCCGCAGUAUUUCCUUUUGCCGUUUCCUGCAACGUUACUCUAUGACGACUGUUUCUUCGUGACGCUUUGGGUAAAGUUUGUUGACCCUGUGCAGUGGUUAUCUCCCCCACCGCCGCUGUGAAUCCCGCCACCCGAGUUCGAUUCCUGACCACAGGCUGAACCUGGGGCCUCGUUUCUCCCUCCACACUUCACCACACCCGCACUGACUAGCGUGACAGAGUGCGGUCAACCCCCUUGACCGACACGGCACAGAGAGAGGCCUUCACCCAGCAGUACAUUUACAAAGGGCUGUGCGUUUUUCUGCACAUAUGCCAACGCAGUCUCUGAACCUUUUAAAGCUUAAAACCGCACAGGAGUUGUGGAGGACUUGUAUAAUUCCCCCCCCCCCCCCACCACCUUGAGACGUGGCCAACUUUACCACUUCCUGACCUGCGUGAACUGUGGUAAAACCCGCAUGGCGUGGGAAGGCCCUCAUCCAGCAGUAAAUUCGAAAAAUGGACGACACGCGCAUACAUGAACAUACGUUGUAAAUGAUCGGAGGGCAAUUAGCCACAUUGGAGAUGUAAGUUACGUGGUUUAGUUUAAUGCCGAUUGUGUCGUUUCUCCGGGUUAACAUUUUUUAAGCCAUCAUUUGUAUACUUGCCAGCUCCACGUGAUACGAUACAGAAAAUGAUCAAUGUCCUUUCUCCGUGCAGGUCACCGUCGACCGAGCUUCUAGCCAGCAUUGGCUUUUUCGCCACUUUAAAUCCAACUCGAGUUGUACUCUCACCUUGUUUGCCCCUAUUUGGCCAGGAAAAGCCAAACUUGCUUUCUUGCAUCCCCCUGCCAUGACUUUUAACCUUGAUAGUAGAGGCUGGUGUUCUGGUUGUUUCCAGAUUCACGUGGAGUGCCUUACCGAAUGAAAUGCAUCUCCCAAAUGCUGGUUAAUCGCAGUCGUCCACUGCUCCAAAUAUCUCUUUUAUUAUCAGCACCCCCCCCCCCUGCCCCUCCUAAUGGGAAACUGUCAGUGUUGAAUUGGGAUUAUGGUGAAAUGGUAUCGAGUAAUGGUGUAAAGCAUCCAUUUGGAUUGGCAAUGCUGAAAAACAUGGGCAGUGGGGAGCUGCUACGACCGGAGUUUGGGUGCCGUUGGUCUCAAAUUUAAAUGCCUUGGGCAUAUUUGGUCCUCUGCCCCCAAGAGGGUAUAAAACACAGCUUCGUGUUGCUGUGGACAGAUAUUUUCUGUAACUAUACACAUCCAUUUCACAUUGAACAAGGGAGCCCAUAGGCCUUUGGUCAUGUUAUAAAAAAAACCGAGUCAUGUGUGUGAUUGUAAACUUUAAAGUGUUCUUUGCGAUGAACCACUGCACUUGGAUUCACAAAAUGUGCAUACGUGUUAGCAGUUGUGGGAUCUUUGUUGAUGGAGUCCUAAGUUUGCUUUGUCUUUUACCAUGGCUGCUUCUUGUUCUUGAUGGGAGGCCUCAACUGCCUUGUCCAACUCUGGGUUUUGACAAGGUUAUGGCCAGGGCCAGACGAACAGCGAAGUGGGGCAUAACAAUGCCUCUUUGCUUCAUAUCGCGUCUUCAGACAGAACCCUACACGUGAGCGAUCAAUAGCGAGACGUGGUUGGUUGCUACCAUAACCGAUGUGUGGACGUCUCAGCAACCAUUUGUACAUCGGGUUGUAUUUAUAAAAGAAAAAAAUCUUAUUUUCAAGUGGCAGUCUGCUCUGAUUUAUCGCAAUGUAUUUCAGCAGCAUGUGACAAUUGCAAACGAAUUGGCUGUUCGUCCCAAAUACGCAGUUACAAUUUCCCUAUUGAAGUUCACCGGCGAUUACGUUGCAUUUUUCAGGCGUGAACCUGGCUUUAAGAUCACAGUACUUGCAUGAAAUCUCUUGCGUAAGAAUCGAUGUUUCCCGAUUGUGUGCGUUGUACCUUGUGAUGGGGCCCAUGUGACUUGGCAGCCGGUUGCUUGCAUUCACCACCACGUUAAAAACACAUCUCUUCCGCAAUGGAGUCGCCGCCCUCAAUCAAGGGUGCUGAUGGUUCGACCCAUAUCGCCCUCACCUGGUUUUAAGAGUACCAAGUUGAGUUAGCGUCUUUGGUGAGCAUGGGGGUUUAGAACCCAUAUUAAAAACUAUUUCCUUCCCCUCGUGGUUGGAGGGGUGACCACUUUUCGUUUCAUAAAGUGAGGGGUUGUGCGUUUUUGCGCUUCUACAUUCCGUUAAAACAGAGGAAUUAAAUGGAAGGUUUAAAGUAACAAAAAAUAUAAACCACCAAAAGCUUUAUUCCUAAGAUUUAGUUGUAUUCCAGUGGUGUACUGGAUAAAUAAAGUUGAUUUGUGAAUUUCUGUGA